CCCAGACGGCCGGCGCGGCGCCUUGUCCUAGUGCCUUGCAGCUGCUCCACGCGAUGGCCGGCACGGGCGGGCUCCAUCCCUCCCCGGGUGCAGCUGGGCUCGGGCGGAGGCGCCCGCCGCUCCUGCUGCUCGCUCUGUGGUUACUGGUUUGGCCAGGCGCUGCUAGCCCGGGAGAGGACCUCCACGCCUGCAAAGAGUCUGAAUACCAUUAUGAAUACACAGCCUGUGAUAGCCUCGGCUCCAGGUGGAGAGUAGCAGUGCCACACAACCCAGGACUCUGCACAGGAUUGCCAGAUCCCAUCAGAGGCACUGAAUGCUCUUUUUCCUGCAAAGCAGGCGAGUUCCUGGACAUGAAAAAUCAGUCAUGCAAACCAUGUACAGAAGGCACGUAUUCUCUGGGCACUGGCAUCAGGUUUGAUGAAUGGGAUACAUUGCCCCAUGGCUUUGCCAACAUAGCAACCAAUCUUGAAAUUGAUUACAGCUUCACAGAGUCCUUGGAAAACUGCACCAUGUCAAAGUGGAUUCCUAUGGGAGAUUUCAUUGCCUCCAACACAGAUGAGUGCACAGCCACUCUCAUGUAUGCUGUUAAUCUCAAGCAAUCUGGUUCUGUCUCCUUUGAGUACAUCUAUCCAGACAGCAGCAUCGUCUUCGAGUUCUUUGUUCAGAAUGAUCAGUGCCAACCAACAGUGGAGGAGUCACGAUGGAUGAAGUCCACAGAAAAAGGGUGGGAGAUACACACUGUGGAGCUGGGUCGUGGCAACAACGUCUUGUACUGGAGAACAACAGCCUUUUCUGUGUGGUCCAAAGCUCCCAAGCCUGUGUUGGUGAAGAACAUCGGGAUUACAGGAGUGGCCUACACGUCAGAAUGCUUUCCUUGCAAAGCAGGCACCUACACUUCCAAGUCAGGCUCUUCCUUCUGCCAACAGUGCCCAGCAAACUCCUACUCCGGCAAAGGAGCAACGUUCUGCCAUCAGUGUGAGCCCACCAUGUACUCAGAACCAGGUUCUGCAGAGUGCAAACCUCGCCCAGCCUGCACAGAUAAGGAUUAUUUUUAUACUCAUACAGCCUGUGAUACAAAUGGAGAGACCCAGCUAAUGUAUAAAUGGGCUGAGCCAAAUAUCUGCAGAGAAGAUCUCCCCAGUGCUGUGUCAUUGCCUCCUUCAGGUGUGAAAAUGAUGUGCCCUCCAUGCAACCCUGGGUUUUUCAAGACAAACACCAGCACCUGCGAGCCCUGCGUGUAUGGAUCAUACUCUAAUGGGUCUGGCUGCAUCAACUGCCCUGUUGGGACUGAACCAGUGCUGGGCUUUGAAUACAAGUGGUGGAACAUGUUGCCAGCGAACAUGGAGACAACAGUCCUCAGUGGAAUCAGUUUUGAAUAUAAAGGAAUGGCAGGGUGGGAAGUAGCUGGUGACUACAUUUAUACAGCAGCAGGAGCCUCUGAUGAUGACUUCAUGAUUUUGACAUUGGUAGUUCCUGGAUUCAGCCCCCCACAAUCAGUGACAAAGGACUCAGAAAAUAAGGAGACAGCAAGAAUCACAUUUGUCUUUGAAACUAUCUGCAGUGUGAGCUGUAAGCUUUAUUUCAUGGUGGGCGUGAAUUCCAGGACAGAUACGCCUGUGGAGACCUGGGUUGGCCCGAAGGGAAAGCAGUCCUACACUUACAUAAUUGAGAAGAAUACCACGAUGAGCUUCACAUGGGCCUUCCAGAGAACAGCAUACCAUGAUGCAGGCAGAAAAUACACAAACAAUGUUGCCAGACUGUAUUCUAUCAAUGUGACCAACGUCAUAGAUGGUGUCGCUUCCUACUGCCGGCGGUGUGCUUUGGAAUCUUCAGGCUCAUCCUGUACCUCCUGUCCAGCUGGGCACUUCAUUGACAAAGACUCUGGCAGCUGCUAUCCAUGCCCACCAAGUACUUACCUGAAAGCUCACCAGCCCUAUGGCAAUCAGGCCUGCAUCCCUUGUGGCCCUGGCACAAAAAACAACAAGAUCCAUUCUCUGUGUUACAAUGACUGUCGCUUCUCAGUCACCGUGGAAGGCAGGACCCUGGAAUAUGACUUCUCAGCCCUGUCUAAUAGCACAUCCUUUUCAGGGGAUCCAAGUUUUACCUCAAAAGGGCUAAAGUAUUUCCAUCACUUCAACAUCAGCCUCUGUGGCAAUCAUGGAAGAAAGAUGGCUACCUGCGCAGACAACGUCACAGACAUCCGGAUUCUGGGCAAGGAGGCAGGGUUCUCCAAAUCAAUUACCUCCUAUGUAUGCCAAUCUGUCAUUGUUCCCUCCGACAUGAUGGGUUACAAAACGAUAGUGUCUUCACAGCCAGUGAGCCUAGCAGACCGAUUUGUAGGAGUAACUACAGAGUCCACCCUGGACAAUAUCACUUCCCCUGCUGAGUACUUCCCUGCGGAGAAUGUGGGCUUAUCAGAUGUGAUAUUCUUUUUUAGAUCCAAUGAUGUGACCCAGACUUGUAAUGUUGGGCGAUCCACUGCCAUCAGAGUAAGAUGCAAUCCCCUGAAGUCUCCUGGAACUCUGUCUGUGCCAAACAAGUGUGCUGAAGGAACCUGUGAUGGGUGCACUUUCCACUUCCUGUGGGAGACACUUGAAGGCUGUCCUCUCUGUUCUACAGAUGAUUACCAUGCCAUCAUCAGUGCCUGUGUUGGAGGAAUUCAGAGAACCACGUAUGUGUGGCGGGAGCCAAAGCUGUGUGCAGGUGGCAUUCCCCUCCCAGAGCAAAAGGUCAGCAUCUGCAAGACCAUGGACUUCUGGCUCAAAGUGGGCAUCUCAGCUGGGACCUGUGCUGCUGUCCUCCUGACUGUCUUGACUUGCUAUUUCUGGAAGAAAAAUCAGAAGCUAGAGUAUAAAUAUUCCAAGCUGGUGAUGAAUUCCAGUGCCAAAGACAGUGAGCUGCCAGCUGCUGACAGUUGUGCCAUUAUGGAGGGAGAGGAUGCAGAGGAUGACCUGAUAUUCACAAGCAAGAAUUCUCUCUUUGGCAAAAUAAAGGCUUUCACUACAAAGAGAACAUCUGAUGGUUUUGACUCUGUUCCAUUGAAGACCUCGUCUGGCACCACUGACAUGGACCUUUAAGAGUGGACUGCCCACUCCCAUGCCUUUCCCACAGGACGCUUUGGGUGUUCUCCUUGAUUAAGACCUGCACUUUGAUGAACUUGCCAUGUGGCCUUAUUGGAUACACUUUUAACUUCAAUUCUUAUUGUACUUUUUUAAGCCUAAAAUGUUAACAUUCCAUCCCCAAAAAAGAACCAUGCCAAAUACAAAUGUGCUUAAAAAAUUAUAUGUAGGUAUAUAUUUGUAUGUCUCUUGCACCCUCUUCUUCUGGCACAAUGAUCUGCAGUGAAUUUAGCAAUCUGAGUUUCUGCACCCAUCCACAAUAGAUAUUUAAUCCAAAGUAAAGCCUGUAACAAUGUUUGAAUCUUCGCUAUUCCCUUGCAUCAGAUAAUUAACGUUCCCUAGGACAUUACUGCCAUAAAAUCAGUCUAUGUGGCAGGCUCCUAAAUCUCCCCCUUCUAGUUCUUUGGUACAGAGACCUGACUUUCAACAGACCUUCCCAAUCUGCUAGAGUGGCUCACUUUUGAGGCCUGUCUGCCUCAUAAUGACCUGCAGCAGGGACGCAGACAGUGGGGUAGAAAUUGCAGGAUUCUUCUUAUCCUACACCUCACCAACCUCUAAGUUGAUCAUAGCAGAGAAAAAAGCAUGUUACAGUAGCCAUGGAAAGGCUUCUCCUUUAAAGCUUAAAGCCUUUCCCCCGCUCUCUGUUAGCAAAUGAGAGGCUCUUCAUAUCCUGUCACCAACAAGGACCAGCCCUUCAGUUUCAGAGACGAUGACGGAAUAUGCUGUAAACAUUGCAAAGCUUUGUGGCCUAGACAGAGCAGCCAGUUCUCCCACAGCCUUUUGUACAGUGACAGUGGCACAGGGGACAAAUUCAG
Messenger RNA from Eublepharis macularius, 3934 nucleotides. RefSeq names its product endosome-lysosome associated apoptosis and autophagy regulator 1 (gene ELAPOR1). Gene Ontology annotation, biological process: positive regulation of vacuole organization; autophagosome assembly. The transcript is spliced from 22 exons. The coding region runs from base 54 to 3077 and encodes 1007 amino acids. Gene Ontology annotation, cellular component: lysosome; trans-Golgi network; extracellular exosome. Lineage: Eukaryota; Metazoa; Chordata; Lepidosauria; Squamata; Eublepharidae. The record is from RefSeq and is a predicted model, not a curated record.